Spodoptera exigua (beet armyworm) is the source of this 2649-nucleotide messenger RNA. The record is from the annotation of a GenBank genome assembly. NCBI's taxonomy places the organism in Eukaryota, Metazoa, Arthropoda, Insecta, Lepidoptera, Noctuidae.
GAUUUGACUAGUACAUUAUCUGAUUAAAUGAUCGAAUGGAAUGUAGACAACUUUCCACUUAAGGUGCUCUAAAUAUUUUAAACAAAUAUGUGACACUUUCUACAAAGGCUUGGUCGGGAGCGAUAUUGAUUAUCAUGCUAAUUGUGUAAAUUGUAACUCGGGUUGGGGUCAUCUGAAUCGUGCCUUCAACGUUCUACAUAUUAGAGUACCGCUAAAAAUUAUCGCAGUUUUACACCCAACACAUCUGUCCCGAGCAUGUGUAUUUGGAAAUAUUUAACUUAACCCAUCAUUUUCUAGUCAGUUGUCGUGUGGAGCACUCGCGCAUUUCGGUGUACACAAAUGUACUUCUAACAUUCAUCUAAAAUGAAUCGAAUAGUUAUUUUCGCCGUUUUGUUAAACUGUUUUCAUAUCUACCAUGUUUGUUCCGCGAACCUGCCAGGACCAUUAGUGUACGUCGUAACACCGUCUCCGCGACCGCCGCAAAUUGAUAUGGGAAGAUCAGCACCGUUUUACUACCACAAGUGGAUGAGCAGGAUGGACACUCCACAAAACGCAACACUUACCACAACGACAACAGAGAGAACGAAGACUCCUGACUUGAUAUUCGCUGAAUUCGAAUCCGAUAACAACAAUAUGAAAUCAAUUCGAAAACUUCUUGAAAAAGAGAAGAUCAAAUACAAAACGACUACGACGACAACAACGACCACAACAUCAAGACCUAUCUACGUUCCUGAUGAAGAAGCGAGUAAUGACUCAAGUUAUGGUUUACCAGCACCGUCCACAGAAAAACCUGGAAAGACUGAUAUGAACGACUAUUUUGCUUUGUAUAACAACUUGUAUAAUUCCGGCCCAGUGUACGUACCUUCAGCAGCAUCCCCGAGCACGGAACCGCCGCCAACUACCACAACAUCUACAACCACGACGACACAAGCGCCAGUCAAUAACGUAGAAAAUAUUUGGCACAUCAUUGACAGUGAGAAACAUAACCAAUACUCUGGUACAUGGGAAGAAGAACCGAUUAGCUCCGAACAAAGUCAAAAUGAGGACGUUGACAAAAAUCAUUCUGAAUCCGCAGAUGUACAGGACCAAGAUGAUAAGACUCAAGACAAUGCAGGAAUUGAUGACAACUUUGCUUUACCAGGGUUUGGUACUAAUCCUGGUAAUGGAGCUGAGAAUGAAUCCAGAGCAAUCCGAACAGAACCUAACAUCCGUUUUCCAUACAUAGAUUUGAAACCUUUCCAAAUGAAAAAUAUGAAAAAGGUUAAUUCCAUAUCAAAUGGUAAAAAAGGAAACAAUAUGUUUAACUUGGAUAGUUUUACUGAUAUCAAAAAUCCAGUUAGAGGCGAAGUAGAAGAUUCCUUUGCUCCUGUACGUCAACAAAUAGACCGUUACAAUCCUGCUCAACCUUACUUGCCUCAGCCACCAAGUUACGGAGCAAAAGCUAAACCAGCGCCCGCCCCAGCUCCAGCACCGCCACCACCACUACGACCACAACAACCCUCUGGUCCUCCGCCACGUCCAAUUAAUGCCGUUGCAAGUCUAGUACCCCCACCACCCCCUCCUGCACCUCAACUUACAGCGGAUGAUUUCCCAACACCUAGCACGUACGAAUCCUUCCCACCCUAUGCACCUUCGGCUCCAGCACCACGUCCUGUUACUUCAUACCAACCACCCACUGACACUGGCUCUGAUGUAUCCUCUAGCGAAAGUGAUAACGAUGGACCUCCUUCUGAUAUUGGAUACAGAUAUAAACCACCUUCUGCUCCUGCUCCUCCAUCGCUGCCUUUUAUUCCUACAAUACCUCCUCCCAGCAAACCUUUUUCUGGUUAUUCUUAUAACAAACCACAGAUGCCGCAAGAUGACAGUAAUAAUAAACCUGACUUCCAAGGAUACCAUUAUAGUAAGCCAGCUCCACCUUCAUCACCUCAGGAUGAUGGACCUAGCUAUGGAAAUGAUGACAGCCCACCGAUGAUGGAUAACAAACCAGACUUCCAAGGCUACCAAUACAAUAAACCAGCACCACCAGCGCCGCCACAGGAUCAUGGACCAACUUUUGACCACCAUGACGAACCAUCGCCUUCGUAUCAACCGGACUAUCCCGAACUCAUCUUUGAUAAACCGCAUGGAAGUUUAAAAGGUGGAGAUGCUACGAAAGGUGGUGACAUGGGAAUGGUGCCUCCUCCUCCCCCAGCAGGAGAUAUGAAGCCUGAUUCACACGACGCCCCUAUGGAUGACCAUGGAUUCCCUCAUGACUUCCCUGGAGAUUUCAAAUUCCAUCAUGACUUUGAUGAGCAUGAUCACGACCAUUACCACUACCACCACCCUACAACGACAACAACUACGGAGAUGCCUCGUGUCAACCGAUACAGUUACUAUUACCUCGGGAAGAAGCUUUACUACCUGCCUCUAUACUUCAGUGUAUACUUCAUUGUUUACGUGGGAGCUCUGAUUAUCAAGGCAGUGUUGCGUCAUAAGAUUACUUAUCCUAAUAGCUGGAGACCGAACACAACUACAGCCAGUUUCUUCUCAAAGAGGUCCAUUGAGUCUCAUCUCUCUAAUGAGAAUCUUCACGAGAUUACAGGUAGAGUCACGAGAGCUAUCGCUAUGGCAGCUGAAAAAGGCCUGGAGAUCGAAAACACUUACAACUAA